AUGGGCAAGUCAACAAAGGACAAACGCGACAUCUACUACCGUCAAGGCAAGGCGGAAGGCUACCGCGCACGCUCAGCUUACAAGCUGCUGCACCUCAACGAGCAGUACGGUUUCCUCGGUGGAUCCGAGGACUACGCUCUCGACGCUGCAGCCGCCUCGUCUUCCACGUCGUCGGCCGCGCCCACCGACACUUCAGAACAUGCCUCCCGAAAACGCUUUCCUACUCCCACAAGAGUGGUCGAUCUAUGUGCUGCACCCGGAUCAUGGUCACAAGUGCUUUCACGACGUCUCGCAUCCGUGCCUGGCUCACAUCUCGUCGCUGUCGAUCUGCAAGCCAUGGCACCGCUCCCAGGCGUAACGCAGAUCAUCGGGGACAUCACGACUCCCGCAACGGCGGAUGCUGUUAGUAUCGCCCUCUCCGAUGGUCCCUCCGCACUGACUGCCGACAAAGGAAAAGGAAAAGCACGAGCCCAGCUCAUCGUCUGCGACGGUGCACCCGAUGUAACCGGCUUGCACGAUCUAGACGAGUAUCUUCAAUCGCAACUCCUCCUUGCUGCCACGCAAAUCACUUUCCGUCUACUCGAAGUGGGAGGCACCUUCGUAGCAAAGAUCUUCACUCAGCACCCGCAAGCUGGGCUGGGAGCUUCGUUGGGGAACAUGGAUCUCAAAGGCGCCAGACCGGCCACUUCUGGUGCACUACUCGCCGAUCAGCUUCGUCCCUUUUUCGACCGCGUCGACAUUGCAAAGCCACGCAGCUCUAGGUUGGGCAGUGUAGAGCACUUCUUGGUGUGUCUCGGCUUUAAGCCACCACAUAAUCUGCCGGCAGGGAUCGUAGGCAGUCUGGCCGAACCAACGUUGUCCGAGUCGACAGAAGAUGACGCGAGAGAAGAUCUCGUCCGCUACGCUCAGAAGCUCAGGUCGCAGCUCCAGCGGCCUACCGCUGCUAGCCAGGGUCAGGCACAAUCACAGCAACAGCUGUCGGCGACACUUCCUUUUGUAGCACAUGGCGACCUGAGUGGCUUUGAUCAGCCAUGA
Messenger RNA from Pseudozyma hubeiensis SY62, 1035 nucleotides. Its product is annotated as methyltransferase. NCBI's taxonomy places the organism in Eukaryota, Fungi, Basidiomycota, Ustilaginomycetes, Ustilaginales, Ustilaginaceae. The record is from RefSeq and is a predicted model, not a curated record. The transcript has a single exon. Gene Ontology annotation, molecular function: tRNA methyltransferase activity. The coding region runs from base 1 to 1035 and encodes 344 amino acids. Gene Ontology annotation, cellular component: cytoplasm. Gene Ontology annotation, biological process: cytoplasmic translation; tRNA methylation.